CCAAGAUGGCGCUCUCCAUGCUGCAGAGUUUGCUGUGCUGGGCUUAGAUGUGACGGUUUUGGAAAGGAAUAGCGGGGAGAGGAGCAAGUGUAGCCUUUCCAGUCAGGGUGGAGUUUAGGAGGCUUCAUGGGGUCGUUCUUUUAGCACCUCUGAAAUGAAUUUAAAAUGAAUUCCGUCUUUAAUUCUUUCUUUGGAUGUUCUUUCGUCUUUGGCGCUCAAUAGGGGGCUGCUGCUGAGUUUCCCAAAGGAAGGAUUGGGCACCCAGUGGGUGACAUCUCUAGCGCCUAAGGAAGAGCCACCGCUUGAUUCCCUGAAGAAGGUAUUGGGGUCUCUCUUGGGGAUGUCGGUGUGCCAGAGGGAGCUCUUCCUAGGCUUUCCAAGACGACUGCAGGUAUCUCUCUUGGGGGCUUCUCUGAUUCCACAAAGAGGUUUCCUUGCCAUUCCCAAUGGGAUGUUUCUACGCCUCCCGAAGAAGAUCCCACCUGAACGGCUCUCCAGAAACCUGGCCAAAGCAGCUGGUCCAAAAAGCAUCCGGGACAUCAAAGAAGCUGAUGCUGCUUCCCCCAUUUUCCAAUAUGUGGGGGGACAAGCCAAGAGGAAAAACCGAGUCUUUGUGUGGGGCUUUACCUACUCGGGAGCUUUGGGCAUCCCUUCUUUUGUCGUGCCUGAUGCAGGGUAUAAGGUACGGAGGAGAAUCCAGCCCACUCCAUAUCGUCUGGAACUGGAGGAGAAGAUCUCCUCUGCUGCCUGCGGCUACGGAUUUACACUGCUUUCCUCCAGGACCACGGACAUUACCAAAGUCUGGGGGAUGGGACUCAACAAGGACUCUCAGAUUGGAUUUCAUCAGAGCAGGAAGGAUCGCUCACGUGGUUAUGAAUAUGUCUUGGAGCCGAGCCCCAUUCCAUUGCCUCUGGACAAGCCCCAAGAGACCCGAGUUUUGCAAGUGUCGUGUGGCCGAGCACACUCCUUGGUGCUGACAGAUAAUGAAGGAGUCUUCAGCAUGGGCAACAAUGCUUAUGGACAGUGCGGCCGAAAGGUGAUUGAUGGGGAAAUAUACAGUGAAAGUCAGCAAAUUCACAGAUUGCGAGGAUUCAAGGACCGAGUUGUUCAGAUUGUCUGUGGGCAGGACCACAGUCUCUUUCGGACAGAAAAAGGAGACAUCUAUUCCUGCGGUUGGGGAGCCGAUGGCCAAACAGGCCUUGGCCAUUAUGACAGCGUCAGCACUCCGACCAAACUGGGUGGCGAUAUUGCCGGGGUCCCCAUCGUCCAGGUUGCUACUUACGGAGACAGCUGCCUUGCUGUGUCGGCAGACGGGGAGGUUUUCGGCUGGGGGAACUCGGAAUACCUGCAGCUGGCUUCCGUUUCAGAGCUGACACAGGUGAAUGUGCCGAGACACCUACCCUUCAAAGUCGGGAAGGUGAAGGAAGCUGCUUGCGGGGGAACAGUCAACAUUCUCUUAAACGAGGAAGGCCACCUCUUUGUAUGGGGCUAUGGAAUCCUUGGGAAAGGCCCCAAACUGACGGAGGCAGCAUUCCCCGAAAUGAUCCCGCCCUCCCUCUUUGGCCACUCAGACCUCAGCCCGGAUAUUCGUGUGGUCCGGAUCCAUUGUGGACUCAGCCAGUUCGCUGCUAUCACCAAUCGAGGAGAGCUCUUCGUCUGGGGGAAGAACAUCCGGGGCUGCUUGGGGAUUGGCAGGAUGGAAGACCAGUACUUCCCAUGGAGGGUGACAGUGCCAGGCGAGGUUGUUGACGUGGCUUGUGGGGUAGACCACAUGGUUACUCUAGCCAAAUCCCUCAUCUAGCAGUACCUGGACAUUGCCAUGGAUUACCCAACUGGGUGGACCUAGCAGGCCAAAUUCCUCAUGGGAAUGUGCCAGCCCUUUUGUGAUGGGCAUUCUCUUCUUCCUGAAUCCCUGGCAUAUCGGUCUGCGGAAGGCUUACCCCAUCAGUGGCUCCAACAGGUUUGUUGCUGGAGCGUUCCACUGGGGCUUGUGUGAACAUUUGCUGAAAAUGAAGAAACUCCAGCUGGCAGACAGCUUCAGAGACAUUGCCAGUUACCUUUUGAAAAUGAACACUCUCGUUGCAGGAGAAACCGUGGUUACAUUCUCCUCUGCGAAAGGUCACAGAGGCUUCAGAACAAUGUAUUGUCCACGAAGCAAGUUCGUGCCUGCUUGUUUUGCCACGGGGUGUGUGUUUGAAUCAUGAACCGGGAACAGGGUAUGCUGUUCUGAAGAUGCUGGUUGGAGAUGACGGAAUGCUGUGUUGUCUUUUUAAAAAAAAAAUCCUCCCCAAACCAUGGGUCAUUGUUUGGGGCAGCUCUGCCUUGGGCUUCAUAAAAGCACUGGACUGGAAACGAA
This is a messenger RNA of Heteronotia binoei (common prickly gecko), 2356 nucleotides long. It is a transcript of the gene RCC1L, whose product is annotated as RCC1 like. The record is from RefSeq and is a predicted model, not a curated record. Bases 341 to 1801 code for a protein of 486 amino acids. NCBI's taxonomy places the organism in Eukaryota, Metazoa, Chordata, Lepidosauria, Squamata, Gekkonidae. The transcript is spliced from 11 exons.